This is a messenger RNA of Trematosphaeria pertusa, 4641 nucleotides long. RefSeq lists its product as uncharacterized. Gene Ontology annotation, molecular function: protein binding. NCBI's taxonomy places the organism in Eukaryota, Fungi, Ascomycota, Dothideomycetes, Pleosporales, Trematosphaeriaceae. The record is from RefSeq and is a predicted model, not a curated record. The transcript is spliced from 3 exons. Bases 1 to 4641 code for a protein of 1546 amino acids.
AUGGACGAGCGCGAGUCCAGCACCGCUUCCUCGGUCGACUUCUACGAGUCCGCCAGGAACGCCGGCACGCCGCCACAAGAGCCGCAAAACGCUUCUUCUGCCCCCAAGCGCAAGGCUGUCCAUGAUGCGCCCGCUCCGGAGAAGAGACGAAAGCUCGAUUCUCCGUCCCCUUCCUCUCAAUGCGCGCUGAAGCCAUGCGCUGGCCUCCCGCCAGCAGUGUGGCAGCACAUUUUCCUUUCUUGUUCUCUCUUUGAUCUGGGUCGAUUGCUUCAGGUCAAUCGAUCGUUUCGUUCCUAUCUCACAGACGUGCCGAACGUCUCUCUUCCGAACCCAGAGUCUGCCUCUCUGCGUCUCCUAAAGUCCGAGUCUGUGUGGGCUUCGGCCCGCAAUGCGCUUCCUGUCAAGCCCCCGAAGCCUCUCCCAGGCUUUUCCGAGUUGCAAAUGUGCCGGCUUGUAUGGUCUACAAGAUGCCAGUUCUGCGCCAGGGAGAGCUCCUUCACCGCGGGAGAGAAGAUCUGGCAAAAGGGGCCCGGUGCGACCGGAGUGCGGACCAUAUGGCCGUUUGGGGUCAAGGCGUGCGGGCCUUGUCUGAUGGCGAAAUGCCAGACAGACGCGAGUCUUCUAUUUUCGACCGCCUCCGCUCUUCGGCCCGCGCUACCCUAUGCCUUCAUCACCAACGACCACAACUACAUCCCUGCGUACACGCUUCAGGCCGCAACUACCCCUGCCGGCGUCGACAUCGCAAAGUACUACUACAGGGAACACGUCGAGGACAUCACGAAAGAGCUCCACCACGCGCUGGGCCUUGGCUCUGCCGCGGCCGAGGAGUGGUCCAAAGGCCUCGAUGCCCGUGGCAAUGAGCGCAUGAAGGCGGCAGAGAAGUGGGAGCGCUGGGAAGUCAAAUACCAGUGGUGGUCGGAGCAUCACGAACCAAAGCGAGCCGCUUCUGCAGCUCUCUCUCCCGCGCCUACAUCCCUGGCGUCGCACAAAGAGCCGUCGAGGUCCCCGACACACCAAACUCCCUCACCCGUCAUCCAUGCACCAAUCCCAGCGAGUAAGUAUCCCCUUGUUUCGCUUCCUGCCAGAGGCGGCAGCAGCAUACUCCCGCGCUUCAACAACGCCCCUCCCGUCCCCAGCCUAACAGCCGCAGCUGCCACAUCACAAUACAUGCACCCGCGGCCCCCAACGGUACCACAGCAGUACACUCCCCACCCCAUCCCCACCGGAAGCGUUCCACCUUCGCAGAGGAAUCUUCACGAUGCAAACGAGGCCAAAGCAAGUCGCAAAGCCGACAUUGAACGGCGUUGCCAACAGAUGGAUCCACCUAUCCCGCCAAACAUUUUGCGCCACAUGGAUUCGUUCAAAGCGGCUAUCCAGAUCUCGCAGCCAAUGACUGACUUCGCCUGGAGUGUGCUGCAACCCCGCCUUCUGGCCCAACUCCCUGCUGCCCAACAGGCCGAAGCGGACCACGUGUCACGCCUGGCAUCCCUCUCAAGAACAACCGAUCGCCGCCACCCAGAUAUCAACUCCAAGGAAGCCAAGGAAGUCAUGGACCGGGAAUGGGAAGAGUCGCAGCGCCCCAUUCGCGACAAGCUGAGCGCCAUUGCAGACGACUUUAUCAACCAGGACUGGGACCAUGGCAGGGCCGUCACUUACGACAACAGCCCCAAGUUCGCGGUGGACCUCCUGGUCCAUGUCCGCCGCACCUUUUAUGUGGGCUUCUCCAAAGAAGAAGGAGCAACCCUCCCACAGCAAGAGGCCGAUUCUGAGGAAGGAGUCGAAUCCCACGGACCCAAACUCGUCCUGGAGAACAUGAAAUGGGUAUACGAUAACAAGGUCAAACCUCUAACAGAACAGUAUCGCAAGGAGCUUUUCCUGUGCAACGGCAGCGGAUGCGAAGGCAACUUUCGGUUCUAUGGCUUCGAAGGCGUUAUCCAGCAUUUCGGAGCUAAACACACUAAUGCAUUCAGCGUUGGCAAUGUUGUCGUGGCUUGGAGAGAAGCUGAAUGGCCCGAGGAGACCCCGUUCCACCCGGAUCCUAUCUCGGUGAAGCAUGCUUAUCACCCUACUUCUACCGCAGCUGGCCACGCCGGCUAUGGCGCAUACUAUGGUGGGUAUUCAAGGGCGGGAACCUCUACUCCCAUUGUCCAGUCUCAUCUACCCCAGGCCAGUCCCGGUCCGUACCAUUACGGUGGCCAUCAAAACGGACCCUUUGCUCCUCCACAGGUGCCCACGGCUGGAAUUCCGGGAUACGAUUACGGCCAGCAGUUUGGCACACCGCUGGAUACUUACCCAUACCAGUCUAUGGCACCACCAGGCUACGGGCACCAGCCGGGUAAUAGCUACCUGACAUCCCCCGUCAUGUCCAAUCCCGCCAUCGCGCCACCACCCGCUGGUGCGCCUCCGGCCCCGGGGGCAAACGACAACAUACCCAAGCCGGAGGAGCCCGAUUAUCGUACUCCAAUGUUUGAUAAGCAAGUGAGUACUAUCAUCGAAAUGGCCCAGGACAUCUGGAAGCAGACUUCCGGGAUCAAGGACCUUCCGAACAGCCUCCGGAUAUACGUUUUGUUGCAGCGUGUCAUUUCAAAGUUUCAUGUCGAGUUCAAUCAUGAACCGAAUCUGAAUCACUUCAUUGAUGCUUUUUCCAAUCACGAGAUACCGCGAGCCCUCAAAAACGCUCCUGGGCUUUGUUGCAAAGCUUGUCAGGACGAUUUCUCUCAACACCAGUCUCGGCCAGAAGAGAGAAGAACCUACACGGUUUCCAAUCUCUUUGCACAUUUCAAGACGCAACAUUCUGGGCCUGCGGUUGCCAGUUUUGGACAUGGCCAGCCGUCCGGCGCUCUAGACUGGAAAGAAGAUAUGAUUGAACUACCGAGUGAUCGCUUCAUAUCUGGCCUCAUCCACGCUCCCGGUAUGGACAACGACAAACUUCUCAUGAUUGCCACUGUUUUCCCAAGGCUGUUUCCUACCCCGCUGCCGAAAAUUGGAGUAGUAGACAACAACGGGGCGGCAUCUCCGGCCCACUCCGUCUCAAAGGACCCCAAAGACGCGCCUAGGGCUGGCGGAACCCCUGGAGUGCUCCCGGACAAGUCUGGCCCUUCCCCCUUGGAUUCUCCAUAUACGGAUUCUCCUAGGCCACCCAAACCGGCCGAAGAUGAAUAUGACCCUCAGAGGCCGGCGCUCGCGGAUCAGGCCCAUCCGUCUACUAGGCUCGCUGACAGGAGGCACUCCUACCGUGGUAGCCCUCCAAACGACCGAAGGGCUCGCUUCUAUGCUGAGCCGCGAUACUACCUACCAAGGGAGCCAAUCGAUGAUGAGUAUCAUCGACCGCGGGAAUUUCUGGAUUACGCACCUAGCCCCAGGAGAAUCCGUGACCCUGGACCUAUGUAUGAGGAAUACCAUGAGCCGCAGCGGUACUAUCGAGAGCGCGAAUCGUUCUAUCACCCUGCUCAUAGUGGCGUUGUUUACGCGCAGCCGCGCGAAGGAGUCCAUAUCCAAGAUUACGACCCUUACUCUCGUCAGGUUCGCUAUGUUGAAGAUGAUGGUGGACGGCCCGAGUACCGUUAUGUGAGGCAACCUGCGUCGCGGGAGCCCAGCCUCCAUAGAGGCCAAUCGGCGGCAGAUCGUUUUCUAGAGGAAUUUGUGCCCAGACAACCGCCCACAAUUGAAAAGGAUGAACCGGCCAUCGCCCCGCCAGCCGAUACAAAGCCUGCUCCAGCUGAAACGGAUCUCGACGACGGUUCCCGAUAUACGCCUCCGCCCCCUAACCUGCCAGCUGCGGAGGAAGCGGCAGACCUGUUGCAUCCUCCUCUCAGGCCGGCUGCGCGUACGGCACCUUCCACCAUCUCUAAUGGCUCUAGGUAUGAAGAGCACCGACCGGGUAGCCGCCAAGUCCCGACCCCAGAUUCCGGACGCGGUCCGAGGAGGCCUGGCCCGCAUCGGCGAAGGGAUAGGUACCAUGACCAUUUACCGUCACGGUACUACAGAUACAUGAGCGUCGCUCGCGAUGAACCGUACUCUCGAGGUGCCAGUAUGAGCCGUUCUCAAAGCAAGAGGUACGAGAGAUAUGAGGAGCAGCGACGCCGGAUCGAUCAGCAGGAAACUCCCCAGCCCAAUGCGGAUCGCGAUUAUGAAAUGGCUUAUUCUAGGGACCAUAGCGUCGAUCAGGGCCCGCCGGACGAGGCUCCCUACCAGGUACGACAGGCACCAAGGGAGUACGUCUCGGUCCAGGACCGCCUACAUGCCUACUCGCCUCCUCGGUACCGCUAUGCUCCCUAUGCAGAAGACUCUCGUCCUCCGCCAGUCUACGUAGACGAAUACGGCCAGCUCCGGCAGUACGAGAUUAUACGGGUGCCGCGGGAUCCUCGCCCAGCUCGCGGACCUUACCUCCCCCAUCCCCCUGCCAGCCGGUACAUGGAGCAUGAACCGGAACACGUGCAAUACGUUCCUGUUUCUUAUGACCGUCCUCUUCCACAACGAUAUGAAAGUCGGCCUGACUACCUUUACUAUGACGAAGGGGAGAGGGAAAUGGAGAGGCCGCCGCCUGCUGCGCGUAGACCGGCCUUUGAACCGGAGAGCUCGUAUGAACCACCGCCAGCGGAGAUCAAGGUGGAGAGUACCGCACCCGUUCCGGAUGCUUAA